Molecule: messenger RNA, 2102 nt
Organism: Acromyrmex echinatior (Panamanian leafcutter ant)
Lineage: Eukaryota; Metazoa; Arthropoda; Insecta; Hymenoptera; Formicidae
Gene: Polr3F
Product: RNA polymerase III subunit F
Biological process (GO): transcription by RNA polymerase III
Cellular component (GO): RNA polymerase III complex
Source: RefSeq, a predicted model, not a curated record
GUUAAUGAAAUGUAAACUGUGAAUAACUUAUUGUACAAAAUCUUUAAAUAACAUGAUGAAUUAUGAUACAAUACUCGAAUGAUCAGCCACACUGAGUCACACUCUCUUCACACUCACCAACACUUGUUGUUAACAUUAUCACAUGUUAUCAAAUUAGUUUAUUGGUCUCACCUUCAAGAAUGAUCAAGGAAGAUCAAUAAUGAUCAAGGUAAAUAUUUAUAUUGAUUUUAACAGUCAUAUUGAAUAUUAGUUCCGCAUUUUCGGUUGCCAGUGACGGCGCCACUGACGGUAAUACCAGGAGUUUGAUUAGAAAUCCCUGCUGGUCAGAUCAAAAACACUAAAAAACAAUCCUAACCUCAAAAUCCUUAAAAUACGUGGACAGAACAUAGGAGCUUGCACGUAAAUUGACGUGAAUAAUAUUGACGUUGUGAAAAUUUUAUUUAAGAAAACAGCGAUAAAAGAAUCUUUAGCAUAAUACGAUAAAAUCAUUUUCAAUCAUUUCAUAUAAUGGAAGUAGAACAGAACGCAAGUACCAGUAAUACUACAAGACACGAAGGGCCUGAAACAAUUGAGCAAAAAAUAAUUGCUCUUGCACGAGAAAAACCUAAAGGUAUUUCGGACAAAGAUUUAGCUGCUUCGAUACCUGAUUUGCAACCAGCUCAACGAGCUAAGAUUAUAAAUAAACUUCUAUCUCAAGGAUACUUUGAUCUUUUUAAGCAAGCAAAUUCAUUGUAUUAUCGCUUGAAAGAUCCAACAAAACUUGCUAAGUGCACUGACAAUGAAGAAAAAAUAGUAUAUAAAAUUAUUGAAGAAGCAGGGAACCAGGGAAUAUGGAUUCGAGAUAUAAAAACGAAAUCUAAUUUGAUGAAUAAACCAUUAGAAAAAAUUUUGAAAAGUCUAGAAACUAGCAAGUAUGUCAAAGUUGUUAAACCUGUAGAAGCCAGUAAGAAAAAAGUGUAUAUGCUGUACAACUUAGAACCAGCUGAGUCUGUAACAGGUGGUGCCUGGUAUCAAGAUCAAGAUUUUGAAACAGAAUUUGUUGAUGUAUUGAAUCAACAAUGCUAUCGAUUUUUGGAGCAAAAAAGAGAAAAGACAAAAAAUUGUAACACUGGCCCCAUUGCUGCAAGAAAUAUGACAUAUGCUUCAUCUAAGGAUGUGUUGAAAUAUAUUUCGGAUUUAGGAGUAAGCAAGGUGAAAUUAACUGUAACUGAUAUAGAAGUGAUUUUAAAUACGUUAAUUUGUGAUGGUAAAAUUGAACAGACGCUCACAAAUGAUGGAAAUCAUUUAUACAGAGCGAUUCAACCUUUGUUAAAUCCAAUGGGAUUGGUUAAAACCCCUUGUGGUUUGUGCCCAGUAAGAAAACAAUGCCAUAAUGAAGGACCUGUUACACCUAUCAAAUGUCACUAUAUUAAAGAUUGGUUAGAAUAGAGAGUUAUAUUUUCAAAAUAUUUAGAGAUAUUAAUGUAAUGUAUUAGGGGUUUGCAUUAAAAGCUACUGUUCACGUUUAGAUGGCAGUAACUACGUAUGCUAUGGUCAGAGACAUCUGCUACUUAUAUCAUUUUUAAAUGUGAACAUUUCCUACUAAAAUUCAGUCAACAGACGUCAUCCUUGUUUACAUAUGUGCUUUUCUAUAACUGAAUUAAAAUGGAACGUAAUAAGUUGUUUUUCCGAUGUGUACUUUUACACUAUUUUGAUUUGAAAAAAAGUGCAGCUGAAACUCAUCGAUUGCUUGCGGAAAUUUAUGGUGAAUCUGCUCCAUCGGAAACAGUAUGUAGAGACUGGUUUCGACGAUUCAAAAGUGGUGAUUGUGAUGUUCACGACAAACAACGAACAGGUUAACCGAAAAAAUUCGAAGAUGAACAACUGCAAGCUCUAUUGGAAGAAAAUCCAGCUCAAACACUCAAAGAAUUGUCUCAACAACUGAAAGUCGAUAAAUUAACUAUUUUUCGACGUUUACAAGCUAUGGGAAAGAUUCAGAAAGAAGGAAAAUGGCAGCCACAUGAAUUGACCGAAAAUGCCAUUGCCAACCGUUUAAACAUCUCAAUUUCUUUGCUUGCAAAGCAUAACAAGAAGAGUUUCUUGUGGCGUAUCGUGACCGGCGA